This is a messenger RNA of Podarcis lilfordi (Lilford's wall lizard), 5643 nucleotides long. Lineage: Eukaryota; Metazoa; Chordata; Lepidosauria; Squamata; Lacertidae. The record is from the annotation of a GenBank genome assembly.
CUGUCAGCCUUCGAAAGCAAAAAGGCUUCAUACAAGAAGGUUUUCCAAUGGGGCAGAGCUUGUUUCUUGAGAACCGCGGCCAACGUUUGGUUCAGGUCUGGCUACUUACAUUCUGUGUUCUGCUUUGCUUCAGGACUGGAGGUAAGUAUUUUCCCCACCCACCAGUCCCUGAAUAGGUACACUGAAACAGAAGUCACCCGACCCUUAUAUAUAGUGGGAGGGUGGGGAGGGGUUUUUCUCAGGAGGGUAGUAGGAGGUGGGUGAUUGACUCAAUGGGUUUGGUAAACCUGUUGAUGACUGUUAACGACUGCAGUUAGUCCUGCAGGAAAAAGCAAGGGAUAGUAUGCAGAUGAUUAGCAUAUGUAAUGAGACAGGAAUCCAAUAUCUCUAUUAAGAUGACGUCUAUACAUAGUUUUCAGUUUAGUGAUAAGUUGUAAUUCAGCAACUUCUAGGUUAAAGCCAGUUCUCAAGGUGGAAUCCGAUAUCAUUAGAUACGAACAGACUCAACCCUCACUCACAAAUCAAGCAAAAGCAGUUGUUUCCUUGAAAGACGCACCCAACCUACCCCAGAGCCUUAAAAUUGUCUCCUGGAAUGUUAACGGCUGGGCGACAAAGCAAAUGGAUCCUGAAGCAAUGAAUCUCAUCUCUUCUUUCGACAUUGUAUGCCUCCAAGAGACCUGGUCCCAACAAAGUAUUGUUCUCCCAAAUUAUUGCUCCUUUAGCUCCUGUGCUCGUAAACUAACCAACAGGGGUCGCCCCCAAGUUGGCCUCGCCUGUCUUAUUUCAACCAGCUUACCCCUCACUAUUUGCGAGGAAAUUAAAUCUUCCCCUUACUUUCUCACCAUAAAGAUUCAUCUCCCAAAGACCAAAAGCCCAUGGUUGAUAACUACAGUAUAUCUGCCCCCAGCAAUUAAUGAUUUCGACCGCAAUGAAAGGUGGUCUGAACUUUCGUCUUGGCUCCAUGAUCUCCAAACAACUAACCCAGGACUCCCUCAAAUCCUCUUAGGCGACUUUAAUGCAAGAAUAGGUCCCAACGACGAUGAUAUAAUAUCUCCCGCAGCACUCCUGGACAAUCCUCUGCAGCCCCCCUGGGGAAACAGAUGCUCUCUUGAUCCUAUAACAAAUGCGUCGGGAGGCUGAUGGCCCAACUGGCCAUGGAAAACGAUCUCUGCAUCGCAAAUGGUAACAUUACUCCCUUGUCCUCGCAGCAAUUAACGUGCAUCACUUCCCGGGGAACCAGUGUUGUCGAUUACAUUUUAUUGACGCCGGAGCUAUUCUCAAUUUCUACAAAAAUGGAAGUGGCUGAAUAUUUUGGUGGUGACCACCUUCCAUUGACUCUAAUGUUAAACCUAAUAGAGCCACUCCCAGUCUCCUCAAACUAUAGAACCAUGGUACAAAGCCACCCUGUAUACAAAACAAAGAAAUGGACAAGCCUCAGCUCCUCUCUUGCCCUGGACAUACAAAAAUCAUUUGAUAUGUCUGCAGUUCCCUCUGAUCCAAUCCUGCCCGCUGACCAAUACCGGAAAUUACUUGAUGCUUUCUCAACAACUUACAUAACCACCACCUCGCCUACUUACCAACGCCUCUUCUCUGAAUCGCCCUGGUUUGACAAGGAAUGUAAAGCCCUAAGAAGGCGAAUUAGGAAAAUGGUCAGAAUCAUCAAAUCUUCCAACGACCCCCAAACCCGUGCAAAGCUCAGUAGAUAUUAAAAAGACAUAUAGAAACAUGAUUCAUUGCAAGAAACAGCAGUACAUCUUUGAGGCUUGGUCCACUCUUCGUUCGGCUGUAGAGAGGCAUGACUCCCGCUCCUUCUGGCGCCUAGUUAGACCUUCGGCACCAUUCAAUCCAGCUACCCAGAUUUCCGCGGAUGAAUGGAUUGCUUAUUAUUCAACUAGUUUCGCUUCUCCAAACCAUCUUACAGAUCUCCUUCAAUCCCCAUUGGACCUCAGUUCCUGCUCUCUUAGUCCCACUUCUUCAAUAAACUUUACUUCAACUCGCAUUUUCAACAUCAUAAUGUCAAUGCAAAGGAAUAAGGCCCCGGCCCAGACAUGGUCCCGUUGGACCUUUUCCUGACUGAUCCUCUUUGGUGGAGCGAACACCUGACUCCUGUAUUCACCGCUAUCUCCUCCGCCCUAGACAUCCCCGACUCCUGGAGAGAAGCUAUAAUAGUUCCGAUCUUCAAAGGCGGCCAGCCAAACAUCCCUAGGAACUAUCGCCCCAUCAGCUUAUUAUCCAUCCCGGGAAAAUAUUUGCCGCUGUUUUACUGGAGGAACUUCUCUCAUGGGUCCAGGAGAGGAACAUUCUACCGCUAGAACAGAUUGGUUUCCGAAAGUCAGCGUCAACCAUGGACCAUUGUCUAACUCUCUUUCACCUUGCCAGUAAAUACACUGCUCCAAGGCAAGGCCACCUAUUUGCCGCUUUCAUGGACCUGGAGGCCGCCUUUGAUUCCAUUCCUAGGCAGAGAUUAUGGUCCAAACUUGCCCAUCUGGGAAUUGAUCCGCACCUUCUCUCCCUAAUUAUCUCCCUUUAUUCAAACACCACAGCUCGCGUCCGAACUAGUCCAAACGGCUCCCCACUACUCCAUUUCCAACGGCCAAGGGCGUCCGACAAGGUUGCCUCUUGGCCCCUUUACUGUUUAAUCUCUAUCUUCAUGAUGCAAUUUCCACUCUGAAGCUAGCAUCUAAGUAUCCUCCUCACUUAGCAGGCCACCUCGUUGCUUCCCUUUUCUAUGCUGAUGAUGCCGUCAUCUUAUCCAGAACAGCUGCGGAUCUAGCAAAUGCAGUUAAUGCAUUUAUCGCCUAUUGUAAGGCGGAAGCUCUUAAUAUUAAUUAUAAAAAAUCGAAAGUCCUCCACUUCACUCGUUCCCGCAAACUCAAGUUGGAGCCGCUUAAGAUCACAGGUGGCUACUUAGAAAAGGUAAAAGCCUUUAAAUACUUAGGAUUAAUAUUCACCUAUAAUCUCUCCUGGACCACCCAUCUACAAUCUGCCUUUCUCGCUGCAACCACGACCUCUAACGCCAUUGUCCGAUUUUACCACCAGAAGGGCGGCAAACACCUUCCAGCAGCAAUUCAAAUAUUUAAUGCCAAAGUCGUCCCUAAAUUAUUAUAUGGAUGUGAAGUAUGGACUACAGCAAUAUCAGGUAACCUGGAUCGUCCACUUCAUAUGUUUCUGAGAUCUCUUUCCGGCGUCCCGAGAUGUGUCUCAGGUGCAGCCCUACGACUCGAGUUCGCCCAGCCUUCAAUUGCUAGACGAGCAUGGAGCCGAGCCAUUUCCUACACCCUCCACCUAUUAGCAUCGGAUGCUCGAAUUAGAGGUGGCUUUUCCAAUCUGAUCCUAAGAGAUAUUCAUAAUUCCCCUUGGAAAACUACAAUUAACCUCAAAUUCCGCUCUCUUCUCAAUCUGAAUUGUAAAACUGUUCUUAACUUAGAGUGUAUCAGCCCGGUGGCCCUACCCCUAAUUAAAAAGAAACUACAGCAACUUGACUUCUCCAACACAGCUUCUUGUGCAAGAGGACCGUGUUCAGGCCUAGCCCUAGCUAUUCCACCCCCUGAAGGGAUCCCUCUAUACUGCUUCACAAUUUCUUCGGAGACUAAGCGAAGGGCUUUUACCUGUGCCCGUCUCAACUGUUUUCCUACAGCAGUUCUGUCGGGUCGCUAUUCCAGAGUUCCCAUCGCAAACAGAACAUGCUCCUGUAAUGACACGGCCCUGGAGACUAUGGAACAUGUAAUGCUCUUCUGUCCCAACUGGACAGAUGAAAGAUCUCGGUUUUUAACUCCCCUCGUGAAUAAGUUCCAUCUCCCAAUCCAGCCUUGGAUAGUGUCCCUCUUUUUGCAGGAUUCUGAUUGUUGGAUUACUGAGAUGACAGCUAAUUUCCUGCUUAGUGUGAUGAAGAGGAAAGCGGCACUAACUUCUUCCUUAACACCACAGAUGCAGUCGAUACGCCGCACAACCGAACGAAGUUCCAAGUAGCCUUAUUGUACAAGGACAAUCGAGUUAGGACUAAUCUGAGGAGCUGAAGGACCCUUUAACGGUCCUCCUCCAGCCUCAGCAGCUUUUUUUUUUUUUUUCCACUUUCUUUAAGUAUUCGCCCAGGACGAUGUCUACCUCUACCUCCCCACCCCCAUUUUAUGUUGUUAUUUCAAUGUAUGUCAUGCUAUGGCCACUCGGCUAAUGCAAUAAAUAAAAAAAAAAAAAAAAAAAAAGGUGGAAUUCUGUACCUUUGAGCCAAUUUCAGGGCAGAGUUCAACCUCCCUUUUACCAGAGGGAGGAGGAUUCUUUUCUCCUGGCUCCUGAUCAAAGCAUGAACAUAGCAAGCUGCAGGACAGAUCGUGCCAUCUUUGGAAAAGAGGAUCUAGUUGUCUAGGUGGAAGGAGUUGCUAGUCUCAGGGUACAGGAGCGUGCCACAAAUUUGUCUACAAUUUCCAUCUCUUAAUCUAUACACAGAAAUGCAAAUUUAGUCUCACUUUCCAAGGGGGAAAGCAUUCUUCUAUUGUUGUUCUGGGAUCGAUUCUGACAGCUAUGUGUGCCAGCAGGAUUUUGGUGGUUUAGGAAAUUGAAUAUUGGUUGGUUCCUACCCAAAUGAAAUGCUGUCUCUUACAGCAGAUGCUGUGAACUGCAGAAAAUGCAGGUCACUUAGUCCUGGCAAACCAUGCGAACCGAAGGGGAAGACAUGUGAGGGACCAUUCUGUAUUAUGGCAGAGACUUAUGGUAAGUAUUUCUUGUCUCUUUCUUCCUUUUUCUAUGCUGGGACUAGGACGACCUGAGAUUUAAGGGUCGGUUGUUGUUUUUUUAAAGGACAUGUAUCUUUCAUAAGUUUUAACUUUAUUUUAUUUUAAUGUUGACAUUUAGCAGCAUAAAUUGAAAAUUCUGUUUAAGUGCACAUUUUAAAAUGAGGUCUAAAAUGUAAUUUACUUUGAUGUAGAGUAUCUCUUUAUACAGACUGUCAGGGAACUGACAUCGGAGCUAGAAGCGGAGGGAAGGCUCUCAAAUGAUGCUGGAGAAGGGCCCAGCAGGGAGAGAGGCAGCUCCGCAGAUGGGGAAGCAAAUCAGCCCAACACCAGGGAUAAAGAGGGGCUGAUGGGGGAAUCGGCGAGAGAGCUCCAGGACUCUUCAUUGGACACCAGCGGGGAGAGCACGGGUCCCCCGCUACCCACGCCCACCCUGCGCAGAAGAGUUCCGCGCAGAGAGAGUAGGAGGAGACUGGGUGUUGGAAAAGAUUUAAGAAACGCCCACUGACGGAUUCUGCUAGCGACUGAGGCAGCCACAAAGUGGAGGGCUGCCCAGACUGAAAGGUUUAGCAAGGCAACAAAGCCUGGAGAGGCGGCAACUUACGCACGAGCAACCCAUACACAUUACAGCAAUCCGUCAGUCCCUGACGUCGCUCGUGCACAGCGACUGGCAGGCAGCAUCAUGAGCAGCAUCAACAUUACACAGACCAUGGACUAAUUCAGUAAAAUUCUCUUCAUUCACUAGUUAAUAUCAACAUAAGUACUUCUCUUUCUCUUGCCAGGUCAAAGUGGUGAAGUGAUUACUUAUGUCAAAGAAUGUGGCGCUAAGAGUUGGAAAGAAUUCUGUGGAAAAGAGAUGCCAGGGAAAGUGAAAAAGACAGUAGCAUGCUGCCAUACUGACUUAUGUUUUGACUGA